AAAGGUCAUGCUGGGCUGGAGAAUUUCAGAUACCCAUCUGUGUGCUGUGAUAACUGAAGGAGCCAGAACCUUGCUGUUGAUUCAGUGCUAGAUACAGGCACUCCAGGGUCCCUACUAGAAACAGAUUUGGGCUGAAUGCGACAGAAUGGGUCACAAACAGGGAGUGAUGUGGGCACAUGAAAGGGUUGGUGGGUCAAGGCAGACAGAGCGUGAGAGGCAUAUUCAAAACACCACGGUCGCCUCAGGAUUUUUCCACCUGUCCUGGACUCUUCAGGCCCUAGAGAGCCAGAAAAGAAUUUCAGGGUCUUAUGUGUCUACAUGUAGUUUUGCAAAAGCUCCCUGGACGGUUUCCAUCCACUUCGCCCUCCACCCUGUUAAGAUCCAAGGCUGUGGCGUGGAGCCAGUGUCCCUGGGGGGUUGAGUAACGGGCGAGUGGUCCUUGGGCCUCCUGUGUCAGAAUCGCUGUGUGUAUAAACACAGAUUCCUGGGCCUCCAUACCUACUGACCCACGAAGCUCCCAGGCCAUCUGAUAUGCCAGUCAAGUUCACACAGUCCUUGUUAACAGACCAGCGUAGGAAAGGAUUAUGGAAAGAAGCUAGUGCUAGACAAAGAGAACUUGGGGUAGGGGAAGGUGAAAGAACAGCCAUUCGCCUCUGAGAAGUCUCCCAGCGGGCAGUCAUGAUGGCUGUGGCCCUGAAGAAUAGACACUAGGCAAGACAUGGCCUUGGUAAGGGUCUGGGAGUUCCUGUUGCCAUUAAACCAGGAAACUUGAACUCCUCUGCCCAGUCCUUCUUGGUUAAUGGAUACCUGCUAUUGUUUGGUUAGAUGCCUUCUAUUUCCUCUGGCCAGAAACCUAGCUUUGGAGCAUGUGUUUGCUGUUCUGUGGGGCAGAGGCUUGAAAAGGAGUGAGGAAAGGAAGCCCAGCUUCCUAGGAUGCAGGGAUGAGCUCCCCAGAUAUUUCUCAUUAUCUUCAGCUAAGGUCAGACACCUUCCCUCCUUUUCUCCUCAUUAAGCCAGAAUCACUGUGGAUCCUCGAAGCUGAAAAAGAGCAAAGGGAAGAGAAAUUCCUUAUGUUUGAGCAGCAACCCUAUGCCUAACAUGGCACCAAAUCCCUUGCAGAUACCAAGGCACCUGAUGCUCAUGGAAAGCCCACACACGUAGUUAGCAUCAUGACCCCAUUUUACAGAUGCACAACUAAACUGCAAGGUGCUUGUAGAAUUAAGGACCUCCCUCACCUUUACCUGAUGCAGCUAGCAGUACAUUCUGGGAAUGUGGACAAAUCUUUACUAGAUCUCAGUGGCGAGGUUUGACCUUCAUCCCCUUCCUUCUGCAAGUCAUACCAUGUGUUGGACACUCUUCUAGGCACUAGGCUUAGAGCACUGAACCAACCAAACAAAACACCCCGCCCUCCUGCUUACACUCUACUGGGACAUACAGUGUCUUUUUCUGUGUGACCUUCCUCACCAAGUCCAGCUGGGUAGCAUAAUAGAACAGUUAAGAGAUGAAGGGGCAGGUAAUCCAGAGGGCUCUUAACAGCCCAGGGAGCCCUGAGAGCACUGCUAGUUCUCUGAGAUGCAUGGAGAAGAUGAAGGUGACGACUUGAAGUCAGUGGACAAUCCAUGGUCAACAUAGAUGGAGAGAAUAUUCUAGACGUGGAGUCCACAGAUAUCACCCCAUUAAGACCACCCUUUGAAAGACGGGCAAGCCUCAAGAAUUGCCGACCUCUGAUAGACUUUUAGACUUUUCCAUGAGAACAUUACUUACAAAAAAAGAAGGCCCCAGCAGGUCUCUGGAGCUUCUAGCAACCACUCAGGAAGAGAUAAAUCCCAAGCAUUGAGGGCCGAGGGCAGUCAAACCCAGUAUGCUCUUGGCAAAAUUUUCAUGUUGUCAGCCUUGCUUGCAAUUAUGAUCCCAUCCAAAUUCUGAUUUCCAUUGUCUCUGCACUGCUUCAUUGAGGCUUUUGUUGACAUAAACACACAGUGUUCCCCUCAUUUAACUCCAGACAGGAACCAUGCAGUGGUCUGAGGUCACCUUAUGAAAAGAUGGGGUGGGUGGCAGACCCAUGGUGUGACCCAGUAGGCCCUCCCCACAUCCCUCUUCCUCUUCCUGGAUCCCUGGAAUUUCACUCAAUGACUUGCUCCUCUGGAGUGAGGAUUACUUUCCCUCUCUUGGGUCCACUUUCAAACUACAAUUGACCUGGGAAGCUCUAUGUAGUAAGUCAUAAUCUUUAAGACAAAUGUGUUCGUGAAAACACUUUCUCUCCUCACUGCAAGGGGAGGUUGUCAGUAGGCUUACUACCAGCAGCCCAGUGAAAUAGGGCCACCAAAAUGAGACAGAGUGGAGCAGGGGAAGGGAUCCAGAGAGAAGUCCGGGAGAUCUGUAUUCAAAUCUUGACCGUGUGGCUUGAAGCCAGUUGUAGGACACCUUGGAUCUCCCAUAGGCUCACCUGGGAAUUUGGGGAAAUAGUGUAUAUUUUACAGCUAUUAUUAGGACUUAAUUAGAUAACGUGCAGAAAAGCCUCAUACUCACAAGUUAGUUUCCUCCCUAUAAAUUAUCUCAGAGAACUUAACCUCAUCCAAGGCCACCAAAAAUGUAUAUAUUUUGUAAGUAAAGCUUGAUCCAAAAUAGGAAGGAAUAAGAAGGAAUUUUCCUAUUGCAGAUAAUCCAUUGGACUUUUUGUCUGAAAUUUGAACUUCAAGCAAUCUCAUUUGUGGGUUAGGAACAAAGUAUAAACCAUUAAUGAGCUGCCUGCCCCACUGAGGGGUGUAAAGCUGCAGACUGAGACAAGAAAUGGACCCAGUCGUAAUGAAAAGCAGAAUAACAGUCUACAAAGCGAUGCCUUUCAUUCCCAACAUAGAAUUAGCAUCAACCUGGAAAAGGGAGGAAACAUGGAAAAAUGGCCAGUUGGAUCUGUACCUGGUUUAAUUUUUUUUUUAACUGAAGAAUUAUAAAUUCUCAGAUUGGAGACACCUAACAAAAGUAUCUUGGGUGUCCGUUAUGUGUCAAGCACAAUACCAAUCAAGGGAUAGUGUAAUAGAGAGAUAAAUGUGUGAAUAAAGACGUGCCAUUUGACGUGUUCAAGAUUUCAUGGUCACGGUGCAAAAUAUAGUGGGCAGAUUCGUAGCAGCUUGAUCGACUAAAUGGGUAUUCAGUUACAUUUGACCUCCGAAAGGUACUUCACCUACCACAUGUACACCAGUAAUUCACCAAUCAAUGUUUUACUUACUCUCGAACAUUGAUUAACCCAUUGUUUACCAUUUAUUAGUAACUACUCGUUAUCAUGUUUGUGAUGGAGAACACUAGGGAAGUGUGAUCCUGUCCCAGCAAUAGUGAGGACCAAGCCCGUUGACAAAGAAGGGUUUGACUGGCGCACCUAAGGAAUAUCUGAGAACACUUACUCGUCACUCACCUUUCCAUUUCAACUGCAGACAGCAAUGGGUUGUUUCAAAGCUUCACCGAGCCAUUCCUGGAUUUAUCCCACCGUGAUCCUGUGUUUAUUUGGACUUUUCUCCAUGAUGAGACCCUCAGAACCCUUCUUAGUCCCAUAUUUAUCUGGACCAGAUAAAAACCUGACCAGCUCAGAGAUCACAAAUGAGAUCCUUCCCAUCUGGACAUACUCUUACCUGGCACUGCUGCUCCCAGUGUUCAUCGCCACCGACUACGUCCGCUACAAGCCAGUCAUUAUCCUGCAGGGGAUCAGCUUCGUGGUCACCUGGCUGCUGCUUUUGUUUGGCCAGGGAGUGAGGGCCAUGCAGGUUGUAGAGUUCUUCUAUGGGAUGGUCACCGCCACCGAGGUGGCCUACUAUGCCUACAUUUACAGCGUGGUCAGCCCGGAGCACUACCAGAAAGUGAGCGGCUACUGCAGGAGUGUCACCCUGGUGGCCUACACGGCGGCCUCGGUGCUGGCCCAGCUCCUGGUAUCCCUGGCCAGCCUAUCGUACUUUCACCUCAACGUCAUAUCCUUGGCCUCUGUCUGUGUGGCCCUUCUUUUCUCCCUGUUCCUACCAAUGCCUGAGAAGAGCAUGUUUUUUCAUGUACAACCCAGCAAAGAAGUACAAAAGCCACCAAACAACACCGCAGUGUUAGAUGAAACUUACAAGGUUCCCACACCAGGUGGUGAAGAGAAACCCACUUCAGAAAUACCCACCAUUUCAGGGACCCUGGAGGGUCGGCGGGUGAGCAAUCUGGUGCCAAGAAAUGUCGCCUUGAGAGUUUUUGUACAGUGGUUCCAAGAUUUGAAGGGAUGCUACUCCUCACAUCAUCUUUUUUACUGGUCUCUGUGGUGGGCCUUUUCCACAGCAGGUUUUAACCAAAUUUUGAACUAUGUUCAAAUCCUGUGGGAUUACAAGGCACCAUCCCAAAAUUCUUUUAUCUAUAAUGGGGCAGUAGAAGCUGUUGCAACCUUUGGAGGGGCCGUGGCUGCCUUUGCCGUGGGCUUUGUGAAAGUCAACUGGGAUCUCCUGGGAGAGUUGGCUCUAGCGAUCUUCUCCAUCAUUAGUGCAGGCUCUCUGUUUCUCAUGCAUUACACAACCAACAUCUGGGUAUGCUAUGCUGGCUAUUUAAUAUUCAAGUCCAGCUAUAUGCUUCUUAUAACCAUAGCAGCAUUUCAGAUUGCAGUUAAUCUGAGUGUGGAGCGCUAUGCCCUGGUGUUUGGAAUGAACACCUUCGUGGCCCUGGUGAUCCAGACCAUUAUGACAGUGAUCGUAGUAGAUCAGAAAGGACUCAACCUGCCUAUCAGCAUUCAGUUUUUAGUUUAUGGGAGUUAUUUUGCAGUUAUUGCUGGCAUUUUUCUAAUGAGAAGCAUAUACAUCAUCUGCUCAACCAAGUUCCAAGAGCAGCCACAGAGCUCUGCUACAUGUCAGAAUCCAGCUGAGCCCCACCCAGACGGACCCAGGAAUGUCAACAUGGAAACAAAGCUCUAACCUUAUGGCAACCACUGCAUCCACUGAGAAAGGACCCGCCUGGUCACAAAGUCACCGAGUGACCCAAAAUGACACACUUCCUAAGUCUGGAUUUCAAGGAACCUUUUCAAAACCCCAACAAAAUAUCGGUUUUAGACCAGAUGUCUAUGUGCCCAGCUGGAUGCAUUCAACAGGUCCCGUCACCUCAGUCAAACAGUCUGUGCUGGGGACCCCAGGGAGUAGCAAGGACUGGGAAAUUCUGGUUCUGAUUACUCUUUAAGACAUGCAAAUGGCAUGGAAACAAACCAUGAGAAACUCCAGCCGUUCUGGAGUUGAUGUUCCCAACUCCAGGGCAGAAAUACUAACUAGAUUCACCUUGUUGCUUGGCUCCCAUCUUUGUUUUAUCUUGCUGAAACUGGCAAGAGAGGGGACAUUUUUUGUCACAUGGCCAUUUUCCUUCUUCUUCUAUUCAGUAUAUUUCUAUAUAGCAUGCAGUUCUCUGAGGGAAUUUCAAGGUUUGGUCCCAUUUCUGAGGAUCCCUCUUCAAUCCUGAUAACAUGGCAUUAUUCACAAGCUAAAAUUUGGUAAUAUCACCAUUUAAUUCGGUCAUGAUUAUUUUUCGCUUUGGGUUCUGCUGAGCUUUGUUGUUAAAAAUCUACCUCAGGAAUAGCUCCAGACGUUCCUGGAUAUCCACAGAAUGACAUUCAAGUCAAUUCCUCGUGACCAUAGGGGAGACAACGGGCUUUCUCCCUACCAUGACCCCAGACAGGUGUUUUAAUGCUGUGUCCGUGUGAUCUCUGUGUAAAACAGAGAAACUUAACUAGAAAUUUCUAGGACUUUUUAAGUAUUUUUAAGUAAGAAAAUACUAAUAGGGUGGGGGAAACGCCUAAUUUUUAAAGGGCAGUGCUUGUGCCAAAUAAAAUAAUGUGGGCAAAAAUAUUAAAGAGUCUUUCUAAUUUUUGGAUGAAUUGUGCUGAGAAUCAUCUGUGCUUGUCCUUUGCAACUUCAAUAGAAGACAGAUUGAGCAGUCUGCCAUGGAAAUAUAGAAUGCCCAUUCAAGAUUUGUGUUUCAGAUAUACUUUUCUCCAAAUUCUAAAAUCCGAUCACUGGACUGAAAAUAAAACUCAGCCCCAAAGCCAACAUUUACUUACUAGGGAAAAGUAAUGAUAUUGCUACUUCUAGCAAAACCAAGGAAAGGAUGACCACUAUUAUUCUUCCUAUUUAAUUGGUUGGACUAGUGGUAUAAGCCAACAGAGACAAGCAAAAAAAUGAGCAGUGAAAAACUGUACUAGAGGAGGCAAAAUUAUCAUUAUUCCAGAGACUACAAGCAUACACCCAGAAGACUCAACUAAAAACUAAGAUCACAGUAUAGAAAGUAAAUAUAUAGCAAUCAACAGCCUUCGUGGUACAACAGCCAUUUAGAAGAUGCGUGGGACUUACAGACCUGAGUUAUGGUAGGACAAAAAUAAUACAACAGUAAUUAUAUUUAAUCUAUUUAGUAAUUUAAUAAAUGUGUAAGGCAUAUAUGAAUAUGCCUGGCAAACACUUCUGAAGAUUACAAAAUAACACCUAAACAUAUAGAAAGGCCUAUCUUGUCCUUGGUUAGGAAGAAAAAUUAUAUAAAGACAUCAUGCUUUCUAAAUAAGUUUGUAAGUUAAAUCCUAUACCAGAGGAAAAAAUACAUUUUUUUUUUCAGGACUCGUAAGGGUGAUGCUACAUUUUAUUUGGAAACCUAACAAAGAAGAACCAAGAAAAUGCUUUGUCAAGGGAAAAUGAGAUUAAAUUAUUUGCAGAGAAUAACAUGCUACACUAAACUCUUAACUACAAAAACAUAGCAACAUGAAGAGACAGUCCACUGGAAUAGAGUAGAAAGUUCUGAUUUAGUCCCUAGUUUAUAUGGGAUUUUGGACUAUGAUAAAGAUACCAUCUUAUACAAAGGAAGAAAAAAUGGAAUAUUUAAUAAGAUUGGCAGAAUUUUUUUCAAAGAAAAAUAAAUUGGGUGCAAAAGUGAUAAAAUAACUUUAUCAAUAUGCAGUAUAUAUAUUGGUACACAGAUAUAAAAAAUGAAACCACAAAAAUAGUAGAAAAAACACAUAAACACUAUUUAUAACCUCAAACCUUUCUAAAG
This is a messenger RNA of Acinonyx jubatus (cheetah), 7029 nucleotides long. RefSeq names its product solute carrier family 19 member 3 (gene SLC19A3). Gene Ontology annotation, cellular component: plasma membrane. Gene Ontology annotation, biological process: transmembrane transport; vitamin transport. Gene Ontology annotation, molecular function: thiamine transmembrane transporter activity. NCBI's taxonomy places the organism in Eukaryota, Metazoa, Chordata, Mammalia, Carnivora, Felidae. The coding region runs from base 3435 to 4922 and encodes 495 amino acids. The record is from RefSeq and is a predicted model, not a curated record. The transcript is spliced from 6 exons.